GAGUCCGACGCUUAUCAACCGCAGUUCCGAUUCGUAUGGCAGAUUUGGAAGUUGCACGACAUUAAAUACAACCGUGCCUAAGAUGACGUCCACAUGCAUUGAAACACUAUCCGCCGAAGGCCGCCGAGACUUUUACAACUCGUUCGACACUGUACUCACCGACUGCGAUGGUGUAUUGUGGCUGCUGAACAACACCAUACAGGGCGCCACAGAAGUUAUGAAUGGCUUCAAGGCGAAUGACAAGAAGGUGUUUUUUGUCACUAACAACAGCACUAAAUCGCACACACAGUUCUUGGAAAAGUUUCAUGCUCUUGGAUUCAAAGCUCAAUCCAAUGAAGUGGUCAGUACCAGUUUCUUGGCCGCAAAAUACUUAAAAGCGAAUCUUGAUCCAUCCAAGCAAGUUUAUGUAGUUGGAUCUCCAGCUAUUGCGUGUGAAUUAGAUGCACUAAAUAUAAGACACUUUGGUGUUGGUGAGGAUUAUUUAAAAACUUCUGUACCCACGUUUGUUGAAAACAUAAAGCUUGAACCUGAUGUUGGUGCUGUGUUGGUCGGAUUUGACGAACAUAUUAGUUAUCCAAAACUAUUUAGAGCGGCAUCUUACUUGAAGGAUCAAAACGUUCUGUUUGUGGCAACUAACACUGAUGAGAGUUUUCCAGUAGCUGGUACAAAUUUAGUUAUGCCUGGCACUGGUAGUUUGGUGUGUGCUGUCAAAACUUGUGCCGGACGAGAUCCAUUUGUUGUUGGCAAACCGUCAAGCUAUAUUUGCAAUGUUCUAACAGAAACUAAUAAAAUUGACCCUUCAAGGACAUUAAUGAUUGGUGACCGUUGCAACACUGAUAUAUUGUUGGGUAAACGUUGUGGGUUUAAAACACUGUUAGUAUUAACUGGUGUAAAUAGUUUGAAAGAUGUGGAAGAAUGGAGCAAAUCUGAUGAUCCUAAAUUACUAGAGUUAGUACCUGAUUAUUAUGCUCAGAGUAUUGAUAGUUUGAGAGCGACAUUUCCAGUGCCAUUGUAAUAAUUAAACGACAAUUAUUACUAUUUAUUUUAAUACAUUCAAUAUUAAACCAAUACAUUGUAGAACAAUUUUAUUGUAUUAUGUUAUCAUCACUUUUAGACAAUUUUUAGGGAUGGAUUUUUAAAUGUUUUUCACAUUAUGUUCAACUUAGUUGUAUUGUAGUUAAAAGUUAUUGUUCAAAAUUGAUUUAUUAUUUCAAUCAUAACAAAAUCUUAUGGUGUGUUUAUUUGCUCUUCAGAAUACAAUACAUAAUAUAUUUGAAAACAUUUUUUUUUUCAAAUAAAAGUUGUAUUGUAUUUUAAUAGUAUAAUUUCUUGUGUGAUCUGAGAAUAUGUUACCUAUGCUGUUUACUUUUUUAUGUCAAUUAAAUUUCAGAUUUUUUGUGAAUGAAUAAAAUGUUGUAAUAAACAGUAUUUAAUAUCUAUCUGCCAAUA
Messenger RNA from Aphis gossypii (cotton aphid), 1449 nucleotides. RefSeq names its product pyridoxine/pyridoxamine 5'-phosphate oxidase. Gene Ontology annotation, biological process: pyridoxine biosynthetic process; pyridoxal 5'-phosphate biosynthetic process. Lineage: Eukaryota; Metazoa; Arthropoda; Insecta; Hemiptera; Aphididae. Gene Ontology annotation, cellular component: cytoplasm. Gene Ontology annotation, molecular function: pyridoxamine phosphate oxidase activity; FMN binding; phosphatase activity. The record is from RefSeq and is a predicted model, not a curated record. The transcript is spliced from 2 exons. Bases 83 to 1015 code for a protein of 310 amino acids.